GGUUAUUCCGAAGUUGUCCAGCCCAAUUAUGAGGGCUUCAGUUAAUUUAGAGUCUGCGUUUAUUGAGUGAAAAUUACUGAGAUUCACCGAGGGACGGCUCAAAGUGAAAGGAGAGUAUGGAGAAAAUAUUUUUUCAUGAAUGAAUUCAGUAGGUUUGACAUAGAUGAAUACUUGAAUCGACGAAAAAGAGAUGUGCUUUCAGCCCAAGACCCCUUCUUGCUAAAUGAAUAUAUAUAUAUAUAUAUAUAUAUAUAUAUAUAUAUAUAUAUACUGAGAUUGGUUAUUCCUCUCAUUCUCUUCUAUCUCUGCCUUUUCUUGAUUGUUCUGCUAUUUUCGUUUACUUUCUUUUUCUCACCUCUCUAUUGUUGAUCGAAUAGCUGUGUUGAGUUGUUUGAUUGAUUAUUGUCGAUUCAAGCGCAUCACAGCCCACAGAUUAUUCCUCCAUAAACACUGUGUUCUCCUCUCCCCUUCUGCUUUCUUUUUUCUCAUUUGCGAGAGAAAGAAAAUGCAAGGCGAAACCAAAGGAAUUUCAACUUCAAAUAGCAAUUGAAAUUCUUCUAGAAGAGAAAUUAUGAAAACCGAUAAAACGAAGCAAUGAAAGCCGUAUCAGGGAAGAUAAAACACAUAAGAACUUCACCUUCUUCAUUAUCGUGGUCUUAUUCUCUAGCUCCUCUUGCCUCCCGUACUAACCCCAGAAACCCGCCUUCAUCAACUCUGCUAGAUGAAUUCAUAAACUUCUGCUAUCGAAGGGACCUUCCCAGGGCUAUGAAAGCCAUGGCUGCCAUGGAAAGGCACGGUAUUUAUGCUGAUGCAAUCACCUACUCUGAAUUGAUCAAGUGUUGCUUAGCCCGCAACGCUGUUGAACAAGGCAAGCUCGUUCACAAGCACGUUUUUUCUAAUGGUUAUCAACCAAAAACGUUUCUUUUCAACAUUCUCAUCGCUAUGUUUGUUAAGUUUAACUUAUUAGAGCAAGCGCAGGCAUUGUUCGACCAAAUGCCUGAGAGAAAUGUUGUUUCUUGGACGACAAUAAUAUCUGCUUAUGUUAAUGCUAAACUAAGUGACAGGGCGUUGGAAUUCUUUGUUUUAAUGCUUAGAGGAGGCGUGUUGCCUAAUAUGUAUACGUUUUCUUCGGUUUUGAGAGCGUGUAAUGGGUUAGUCAAUCUUAGGCAGCUUCAUUGUGGCAUAAUUAAGGUGGGUUUAGAAUCUGAUGUUUUUGUUAGGAGUGCUCUUAUUGAUGUUUACUCAAAAUUGGAUGAGUUGAAAGACGCAAUUUGCGUUUUUAAUGAAAUGGAAACUAAGGACUUGGUUGUUUGGAAUUCUAUUAUUGGAGGGUUGGCCCAGAAUAGUGAUGGUGAUGAAGCUUUGAAUCAGUUUAAGAGGAUGAAAAGAGCUGGCUUUACUGCUGAUCAAGCCACACUAACAAGUGUUUUGAGAGCCUGUACAGGGUUAGCUCUGCUGGAAGUAGGGAGGCAAGUUCAUGUUCAUGUGUUAAAGUUUGAUGUGGAUUUGAUACUCAAUAAUGCACUUUUGGAUAUGUAUUGUAAGAGUGGUAGUUUGGAGGAUGCAAAGUCUGUUUUCGAGCGGAUGGUAUAUAGGGAUGUGAUUUCGUGGAGUACAAUGAUUGCAGGGUUAGCUCAAAAUGGGUUUAGCCGAGAGGCAUUAAAGUUCUUUGAUUUAAUGAAAGCUUCAGGUAUGAAACCUAAUUAUAUAACUAUUCUUGGGGUUCUUUUUGCUUGUAGCCAUGCUGGCCUUGUGGAUGAUGGGUGGUAUUAUUUUAGAUCAAUGAAGAAACUUUACGGGAUUGACCCAGGUAGGGAACACUAUGGUUGCAUUAUUGAUCUUCUUGGAAGGGCCGGCAAGCUUGACGAGGCAGUGAAGUUGGUUCAGGAAAUGGAAUGUGAACCAGAUGCUGUGACAUGGAGAACUUUGCUUGGUGCCUGCAGGGUUCACCGUAAUGUGGAUUUAGCUAUAUAUGCUGCGAAACAAGUUCUAAAACUAGAUCCUGGAGAUGCAGGGACGUAUGUACUAUUGUCCAAUAUUUAUGCAAAUUCUGAGAGGUGGGAAGAUGUCUCUGAAAUUAGGAGGGCAAUGAGAGACAAGGGCAUCAAAAAGGCGCCAGGCUCCAGCUGGAUUGAAGUGAACAAGCAAAUUCAUGCUUUCAUUUUAGGAGAUACUGCACAUCCAAAGAUCAACGAAAUCAACAGGCGGCUAAAUCAGUUAAUUCACAAAUUAAUGGGAAUGGGCUAUGUUCCAGACACUAAUUUUGUUCUGCAAGAUCUUGAGGGGGAACAGAGAGACGACUCACUUCGCUAUCAUAGUGAGAAGUUGGCAAUUGUAUUUGGUUUGAUUAGCUUGUCAACCGGAAGUGCUAUUAGGAUCAGAAAAAACCUUAGGAUCUGUGGAGACUGUCAUACCUUUGCAAAGCUUGUAGCAAAGAUGGAUUGUCGGCUUAUUGUCAUCAGAGAUCCUAUUCGUUACCAUCAUUUUCAGAAUGGAGUAUGUUCCUGUGGUGACUUUUGGUAGCAAGUCAUGAUGUGGUCCAAUGACCCUUUCUAAUCAGUUGCUUUGUUGAAUAAUGGGUUUGAAUUCUAUUCUAUUACAAAUGACACAACAAGUUCCUUUGAAGAAGCCCAGUUGUACAUCAGUAUAUGGGCUAUUGAAAGCAGAGGACAAUCCUAGCAUUCCGUAUUGUUUGUGAUUUUAUGAUUAUAAACAGUUAAUAAAUUGAUAGUAAUAAACACUGCAGACAAUCAUUGAAUCAUCUAUAGUCAUCACCACCACCAAGCAAAACUUUGACAACUUAGAACUGUGAAAAUGAAAUGCUCUGACAGGAAGGAAACAUGACACAUCUCAUCAAGCACGUUCAAAUAGUACAUCAUCCA
Molecule: messenger RNA, 2882 nt
Organism: Durio zibethinus
Lineage: Eukaryota; Viridiplantae; Streptophyta; Magnoliopsida; Malvales; Malvaceae
Gene: REME1
Product: Pentatricopeptide repeat (PPR) superfamily protein
Biological process (GO): RNA modification
Molecular function (GO): zinc ion binding; protein binding; RNA binding
Source: RefSeq, a predicted model, not a curated record